This is a messenger RNA of Pecten maximus, 2225 nucleotides long. Its product is annotated as solute carrier family 49 member 4-like. The transcript has 13 exons. Gene Ontology annotation, cellular component: membrane; intracellular membrane-bounded organelle. Lineage: Eukaryota; Metazoa; Mollusca; Bivalvia; Pectinida; Pectinidae. Gene Ontology annotation, biological process: transmembrane transport. Gene Ontology annotation, molecular function: transmembrane transporter activity. The coding region runs from base 114 to 1679 and encodes 521 amino acids. The record is from RefSeq and is a predicted model, not a curated record.
CAAAUAAACAUAUACAACGUAACUGACAUCGUGAUGGAACGCGAUCGGAAAUCGACAUUUACCUAGAUGUUUGUAAUACUCGACAUGGUACCCGAAUUUAGAUAAGGAACAACAUGGAAACACCGACGAAGAAGCUUAUAGACGAUGUCGAUUCUUACGGAACAUUUCCAGAAUAUUCUGUUGACGUAAAUUCAGAUGGUCACGUGAUCAAUCGAAAUGGGAGCGUCAGUCCCCAUCUACCUUACGUGAAUACGGAGGAGGUUGUAUCGGUUAAGACCCACGUUUACAAGCGGAGAUGGUAUGUGCUGUUGAUCUUCUCCCUAGUGGCUGCUGUCCAAGGCGGGUACUGGAACACGUGGGGUCCUAUAGCGGCAUCUACAGAGGAGGCGUUCGGCUGGGACGACGCCGAUAUCGCCCUGCUCAGCAACUGGGGACCCAUAGCUUACAUCAUAUCAGCCGUAUUCUUUGCCUGGGUUAUCGACUGUCAAAGGUACUUAAAUACCCCAGUUAUGGAGUCUCGACAUAAUUGUUUAUAUCUUUACACAGGUAUCAGGAUAUCUGUGUUGGUAGCGAUAUUUCUUGUAGCAGCAGGAGCUGGAAUCAGGUGUAUCACAAGUGAACCGCCCUACGUCAAAUGGACAGUUCACACAGGACAAUUAUUGAAUGGUUUAGGAGGCCCAGUUGCCAUGGGAUUACCUCCAGUGUUGUCGGCCACGUGGUUUCCGCCCCACGAGAGGACAACUGCCACGGCCAUUUCCCAAAUUCUAAAUGGUUUGGGGGUCGGUGUGUCCUUUAUCAUAGGACCGUAUCUUGUUCCGGACAAACCACCAGACAACACCAACUCAUCGCUUCACAACAAUAGCUAUUCUACUACUACCAGACCAAACACGACGGACAUAUCAGCUCGUGUCACAAACGAACGAAGUGAAAUAAUGUUUCUGUUAUACAUAGAAUUUGGAUUCGCAGCGUUCAUAUUUCUCCUGUCACUUGUGUACUUUCCUGAUAAACCACUACUACCUCCAUGUCCAACGGCAUCCAUCGAGAGGCUCGAGUUCAAGAAAGGGCUGUCACAGUUACUCAGGAAUUUUAAAUUUUGGAUGGUAUGUCUAACAUACGGAGUGUCACUGGGAGUGUUCAACUGUUGGCAGAGUGUUCUGGACGUCAACUUAAAACCGCAUGGCAUAUCUGAGAACGAGGCAGGAUGGCUUGGGUUUUACGGGACAUUAGCAGCAUCACUGACGUGUGUUAUUGUAGCGAGAUUUUCUGACGUUUUUACCAAGCACAUGCGUCUGUUCCUUGUGAUCCUAUACGUAGGUGGCGCUCUGGCCAUGGCCUGGUUCACCAUCAUCGUCAAUGGCUACAUACCAAACUCCACAACGUCUUUGUACGUAUCAAUCAUCCUUGGGACACUCCUCCUGAACGCUUCGCCACCACUUUACUAUGAAAUGGCAUGCGAGAUCACCUACCCUGUGGCCGAAGGCAUUACAAACCUCUGGCUGACCAUGAUGAACAAUGUUGGAGGUCUGAUUUUUCUGUUAGUGCAGAUGGUUCCCAAUAUAGGUACAAGUUGGGAGAACUGGUGUGUGAUCGGAGCUGUGGUGGUAUGUAUACCUGUGUUGUGUACUAUGGACGAACGCUACAACAGGCUAGAAGUGGACGAAAGAUCAGGCAAGGACUAACAGAUGUGGGAAAACGUCUACAUACGGGUUAUUAGAGGACAUCACUCACUAUCAUUACGUCGUCCGAACCCCAGCUAACGAACAGACAUUGUUAACUAUGAUCGGUCAGUGUACCACAUCUCAAUGUGCCAUAUAACAGGCCUAUUUUCUAAUUAUUGAACGACUUUUAUGAAGCCCUGUAAAGGAGUAUAGAGCGUGUGUACUGUAGGACACCCUACAGUGUGUUUCCUAUCACACCGUCUCAGUAGUCAAUACGCUCUGGAGUUCAAUAUAAUACAAAUAGAAUUUACACUGUUUGCAAAAUGUCCAUACAUCAUGUUUGACACAUACGAUGUAUGGUGUGUAGAGUUAUAUUGCUUGAUGCAUAGAAUGAUAACAUUUCUGUUUGUUUUCUGACACGGGGGUAACUUUAAACCUAUUUGAAUAUAGUUUUGAGUAUUGUUAUUAAUUAAAUUACUAUUCUUGUUAUCGUAUUAACAUUAUAUUUGAGAACUCUAAUUAAGUUUAGAAUUAAUUGAUUCGCACAUUAAAAUGUACAAACUAUCA